Auanema sp. JU1783 is the source of this 525-nucleotide messenger RNA. The record is from the annotation of a GenBank genome assembly. NCBI's taxonomy places the organism in Eukaryota, Metazoa, Nematoda, Chromadorea, Rhabditida, Rhabditidae.
AUGUUUUUCCACUUGGCAUUAGAGCAUGAAGUGUGCUUACAUCCAAAAUACUUCGGUCCAAACCUAAAUGAAACAAUCAAAAUGAAAUUAUUCAACGAAGUAGAAGGAACAUGCACAGGUAAGCAUGGUUUUGUUAUCGCCGUAACAACAAUUGACACAAUUGGUCACGGAAUCAUUCAACCAGGUAGAGGUUUUGUUAUUUAUCCUGUGAAGUAUAAAGCCAUCGUUUUUCGGCCGUUCAAAGGUCAGGUUGUAGACGCAGUAGUUAACCAGGUUAACAAAGUUGGAAUAUUUUGUGAUGUUGGACCAUUGUCUUGCUUUAUUUCAAGGCAUUGUAUACCUCCAGAUAUGGAGUUUGAUCCCAAUUCUAACCCCCCAUGUUAUAAAACUCAAGACGAAUCUGUAGUUAUCAAGCAAGACGAUGAAAUCCGAGUGAAACUGAUAGGAACCAGGGUGGACGCUAAUGAUAUAUUUGCCAUAGGAACAUUAAUGGAUGACUACUUGGGAUUAUGCGCAACUGAAUGA